CAUAGAUUGGCCCAUCAGGCUGGGAGACGCGCUGACUUGACACGCUGAGAGAUGAAGCUACCGUCCUGACAAGACGCCCGCUGCCCAGUGGUUAAGGCAACCUAUGGCUCUCCCUGUCAGCCACAGACUUGAGCAGGCGGCCUGUCAGCUUCGACCCUUCGACGCCCGCGGCCCCCCUAUCGCCCGACGUUCUCCCCCGGUCCGCCCCAUCUCUCCCCACGAGCGGCGCACUACAGAAAAGCUCGACCCCCCAAAGGCAUCCAGUAGCAUCUAAUCUGGCCAAGGCUUCCGAAUACUUUCGUGAACAUCUUCCAACUCCAUACCAUACGGCCCCAUUCGACGUAGACCGCUUCCAGAACCAGUCCCGUAUUCUCACAAUAAACCAUCGUCAACAUUCGCCAUGGCUGACUCCCUCACCGAAGAGCAAGUUUCCGAGUUCAAGGAGGCCUUCUCCCUCUUUGACAAGGACGGCGAUGGACAAAUUACAACCAAGGAGCUCGGCACCGUCAUGCGCUCCCUGGGACAGAACCCCUCCGAGUCUGAGCUUCAGGACAUGAUCAACGAGGUUGACGCCGACAACAACGGAACGAUCGACUUCCCUGAGUUCCUCACCAUGAUGGCCCGCAAGAUGAAGGACACCGACUCCGAGGAGGAGAUUCGUGAAGCCUUCAAGGUCUUUGACCGCGAUAACAACGGCUUCAUCUCCGCCGCCGAGCUUCGCCACGUCAUGACUUCAAUCGGCGAGAAGCUCACCGACGAUGAGGUUGAUGAGAUGAUUCGCGAGGCUGACCAGGACGGCGAUGGACGUAUUGACUACAACGAGUUCGUCCAACUCAUGAUGCAGAAGUAAGGCGUCAAGUUGGUCGAGCGGCUGUAGGUCGAAACCAUUCACGGUGACAUUGGCCGCGCAGCAUUUGUUCCUUGCGAGAAACGACACGAACAGGCUUCAGAGGGCCAGGCUGGUCAGAAGGUAUUCUUUUAGACCGUGGGAGUUGGCAUACGAGAAUAACCAGCGAAAGGACGAGUUUGAUAUUCGGACGGUUGAGGGGGCUCUAUGCAUUCAUCUCGCUGCCAGCACGCUUGCCUGUUUCAUUCCCGUUCUAUCACGAUGCUUAUUUAACGAACACACUCUCCUACACCGACACAGACACAAGACACAUUUUGAAUGAUACGGGAGUUACGCUUAGAAGGGGGUCUCCUCCAGGGCGGCGAAUGCAAAGGUCAAUCAACCCGGCGAUUUCAUCGAGUACAAUUGCGAAGCUUGACGUUACUUGUGAUUUGGUACCCGGCGUGUGUAUGCUGCCAUGGCUUCUCCGCGGCGAGCAUCACAUGCUGAAAUAUGACGCCAACGACUGCGUUGAGCACUCGCUGGGUGGGCAAAGUAGUCUGUUGCACCCAGGCUGACAUUGACUGCGGGCAACGGAGGCACUGUGUAAGCUUGUUCAUCAAAGUACGGAGUCAUGGAGAUGGAUAGAUGAUCACAUUGUGCCACACGUAUUAUCCAUGGCCUGGUACAUGCUGAGCCAGAGAGCUAGGUCGGCUGGCAGAGCAAUCUAGCUUGACAGGGCUACAGGCACCGCGCCGAUCCGCC
Molecule: messenger RNA, 1591 nt
Organism: Colletotrichum scovillei
Lineage: Eukaryota; Fungi; Ascomycota; Sordariomycetes; Glomerellales; Glomerellaceae
Product: calmodulin
Exons: 7
Coding region: 401-850 (149 amino acids)
Biological process (GO): spindle pole body organization
Cellular component (GO): central plaque of spindle pole body
Molecular function (GO): enzyme regulator activity; calcium ion binding
Source: RefSeq, a predicted model, not a curated record